This is a messenger RNA of Betta splendens (Siamese fighting fish), 2277 nucleotides long. RefSeq names its product pyrethroid hydrolase Ces2e-like. NCBI's taxonomy places the organism in Eukaryota, Metazoa, Chordata, Actinopteri, Anabantiformes, Osphronemidae. Bases 202 to 1878 code for a protein of 558 amino acids. The transcript has 13 exons. The record is from RefSeq and is a predicted model, not a curated record.
GUAGAAUGGACUCACUCAGUGUUUUGUACUCGCUCUUAUGACUUUGUAGACGGUCCCUAAUAGAGUUAGUUUAGUCUCUUGGAUGAAAACUCUGCCGCAGCUUGUUGUAUGGCGAAAUAGUUGGCGUUUGUGCUGAAACAUUGUUUCCCACGCUUUUUUUACACCCAAUCUGUGAAUGUCGUUUAACUUUACCGUAUUAUCAUGAAGAUUGGUGCAAAGCAAACUUUCUUGUAUCUCGCGUCUCUUUUAUUCAUGUUCGUCGCGGGAGAUCCAAGUGCACCUGAAGUGCACACUGAGCUGGGGCGUCUGAGAGGUCAGUAUGUCAGUGUUAAGGGGAAGGAGACUGGGGUCCAUGCCUACCUGGGGGUUCCCUUUGCCAAGCCCCCUGUAGGUCCUGCUCUGAGACUGGCUGCACCUCAACCUGUAGAGGGAUGGGAAGGAGUGAAAGAUGCCACCCAGCAGCCGCCCAUGUGUGUCCAGCAUAAGCAGAGUAUGUUAGACCUGGUUGAAAAACUUGGUGCUAUGCUGCCAGUAGUACCAGACAUUUCAGAGGACUGUCUCUACCUCAACAUUUACACGCCAGCAGACAAAGCUCAUGAUGCCAAACUCCCAGUCAUGGUUUGGAUCCAUGGUGGCGCAUUUACUAUGGGCUCAGCUUCUAUGUAUGAUGGAUCUGCACUGGCUGCUUACCAGGAUGUGGUUGUGGUUUUGAUCCAGUAUCGCUUAGGACUUCUGGGAUUUCUCAGUACUGGAGAUCAACACAUGCCUGGAAACUUUGGAUUCCUAGACCAGGUACAAGCUCUGAGGUGGAUCCAGCAGCACAUUCACAGCUUUGGUGGAGAUCCAGAUUUAGUCACCGUAUUUGGAGAGUCUGCAGGUGGAAGGAGUGUUUCCUUAUUGCUUCUCUCACCGUUGUCUGAUGGUUUGUUUCAUCGUGCCAUUGCUGAGAGUGGAGCUGCUGCAGUGGAUGUGCACCAGUCAAACAAUCCUCUACCAAUGACACAGUUGGUGGCAAAUGUAUCUGGCUGCAGCACUGAAAGCACAAAGACAAUUGCUGAUUGUAUGAAAAACCUGGAUAUUGACACUAUUGUGAGCAUUGGGAAGAAAUUUAAAUUCUCUAUAAACGUUGACGGACACUUUCUAAUAAAACCUGUGAAUGAGCUGCUGCGACAACAUGAACUUCUCACCGUUCCAUUCAUCACUGGGGUGAAUGACCAUGAAGGGGGAUGGUUACUAGCUCACCUGUUUGCUCCUCCGAACUGGGCUGAGGGAAUGAAUCGAGAGCAGAUCACGAAAACACUGUCCUUCUUCUACUCUAACCCCAAACAAGCAGCCAUCAGAGAUUUGAUGAUAGAUGAAUAUAUUGGAACCGGUGAAGAUCAUGUGAAGAACAGAAACGGGUUCACUGAGAUACUAGGAGACAUGAUAUACACUAUUCCAGCCAUAAAGACCGCUAAUGCCCAUAGAGAUGCAGGUGGUGCCGUUUACCUGUAUGAGUACCAGCAUCCUCCCACAUUCCAGAAGGAACAAAGGCCAAGCUUUGUUCGGACGGACCAUGGAGAUGAAAUCUUCACAGUGUUAGGAUUUUGCUUCACAACUACUCAUGUCAAAUUAUCUGACCCAUGUCCUAAAGAGGAGGAAGAGUUAAGCAAAACCAUGAUGAGCUACUGGGGGAACUUUGCCCGUACAGGGUCUCCUAAUGGUGACGGUCUUGCUCACUGGCCACAGUAUGGAGCAGGAGAAGACUACCUGGCCAUUGGUUUGAAGCAGCAGGUCACCCGUCAGCAUCUGAAGAAGAACCGCUUUGUCUUCAUGACUCAGACGCUUCCAGAGAAGAUCAAGCAACUUAAGGAGAAGAUGGAGCGCAGCGAGCUGUAGAACAGUCACCUCCCAGCUCUCUGUUAACAAGAAAAAUUUGUAUGUGGACAAAUUUGUUUUUGCAUACAUUUUGCAAAAACGAAUAUAAUAUUAUAUAUAUUUCAACAUUAAACCUUUGUCACUGUCUCUGGGCUGUGACUAGGAGGAGUGGGAGUGAUGUAGCAACUGCAUAAGAACUGUUGAGUCACACCUUGAUGUCACGUUUCUUAGGGGAAGGCUUAAGAAGUGAACUAGGAUGUCGACCAUGAAGUUCAGUGGGAAAGAAACUUUACUGUGUAGCGUCUGUGUUUUACCUCUGUGUGGCUGCAGACACACGUAGUAAGUUUGUAAAUACCUGUGAUAAUUUGUGUCCAAAAUGUGGUGUGAAGUUUGCAGAAUAAACUUUUAGGAACACAUUGA